AUGGUGUGCUGCUGCGCGAGCGCGUGCUGUGCGGGCGUGCUGUGCGCGGUGCUGUGGCAGCGCUUCACUGCGGUGCCGGCACUUAUCACGCUGCGGGACCUGAGCUUUGACAAACAAAUGAUGCAUUUAUCUAUCAUCGCCGCAUGCCCUUCAGCUGAGAGCAUUGCUCAGUUAUUCCAGCAGAAUUUAGUUACGGAUACGGAGAUUAGAACAAGGUUACCGUCAAUACUCAACCUCGUGCUUAGUAGGAAGCCUCUAGCUGACAGCCAGGUGACGCUCCUGGACCGAGCUCUGAGCAUUAACAACUUGACGCUGACGGAGGCUCUCUUUAUACUGGUGCCAGCCUGCGACAGCUUGAUACGAACGUGCCGUUGGUUAACCGUGACGCUGCCCUGCGCGGAUCUCUUUAAUAAAGAGAUGACGCAGUGGGGAGUCUGUUGCGUUAUGCGACCCAAUCAAAUACAAUUGGCGAAGCCUGUGACGUCGCAACUGCAGAUAAUAAAGAAACUACAUAUUGGAAUUCAAUUAUCGAAUGAAACGCUCCUUCACGGUUGCGAGAUAUUCACAGAGUACCCCGGCGAAGAGUUGGUGGAACCGAUCUCGCUGAUUCCUGGCUACAGUUAUUUCGGUUACCUCAAGUUCACGUCAAUGGUGGAGAGCAAAGUUGAGAAGUUGGUGAACGAUAAGUGUAUUUACAGAGAAUUAUAUACAAAGAGAAACUGCUUGUUACAAUGCAUUGAAACAAAUUGUGGCUGCUCCGAUCCUUUAGAAUUUAAUGACAUUACAAAAACAUUGGUUCUCCCCACUUGCACUGUUACGAAAAUGAACUGUUUGAGAACGUUUUUACAUGGUAAAUAUUUUAUGGUUGUUAAAUAUUAA
Messenger RNA from Parnassius apollo (apollo), 879 nucleotides. Lineage: Eukaryota; Metazoa; Arthropoda; Insecta; Lepidoptera; Papilionidae. The record is from the annotation of a GenBank genome assembly.